AUGGCUGUCGAUAAAGACAACGAUCGAGUUAUCGUGUGUGAUAAUGGAACAGGGUUUGUGAAGUGUGGUUAUGCAGGAUCAAACUUUCCCGAAUACAUUUUCCCAUCUGUUCUCGGCCGGCCAAUUCUCAGGGCGUCCGCGAAGGUGGGGAAUGUCGAAGUGAAGGACCUCAUGAUCGGUGAUGAAGCCAGCGAAUUGCGGUCAAUGCUUGAGCUUUCUUAUCCUAUGGAUAAUGGAAUUGUUAAAAAUUGGGACGACAUGAAGCAGUUAUAUGACUACACAUUCGGUCCAACGAAACUCAAUAUUGACACAAGGCACGCAAAGAUCUUACUUACGGAGCCUCCCUUUAAUCCAAAGCAGAAUCGGUUGAAAAUGAUGGAACUUAUGUUCGACCACUAUGGUUUCAACGCAGUUUAUAUUGCCAUUCAAGCAACACUAACUCUCUACGCUCAGGGUUUAAUGACUGGUGUUGUUGUGGAUUCUGGUGAUGGCGUUACCCAUAUUUGCCCUGUCUACUCUGGACAUACUCUUACACAUCUGACAAAGCGUCUUGAUAUCGCUGGUCGUGAUAUUACACGUUACCUUAUAAAGCUUCUUUUGUUGCGUGGAUAUGCUUUCAACCAGACUGCUGAUUUUGAAACCAUCAGGCAAAUGAAGGAAAAGCUUUGCUACGUUGCUUAUGAUGUACAGCAAGAGCAGAAUCUCGCUCUUGAAACAACCGUUUUGGUUAAGAAAUACACGUUGCCGGAUGGAAGGGUCAUUAAAGUGGGUGGGGAACAAUUCGGAGCCCCGGAGGUGCUGUUUCAGCCUCACUUGAUUGAUAAGGAAAGUGUUGGCAUCUCGGAGAUGCUUUUUAAUACCAUCCAGUCGGCACCGAUCGAUACAAGGCCUGAAUUCUACAAGUACAUCGUUCUAAGUGGCGGUAGUACGAUGUACCCCGGAUUGCCAAGUCGUCUUGAGCGAGAGCUCAAGCAGCUCUACGUCCAAAAUGUUUUGAAAGGGGAUGCGAACGGUCUUGCUCGUGGUGGGAUGUUUCAUGUCCGCAUUAUCAGCUAA
Messenger RNA from Mesocestoides corti, 1056 nucleotides. NCBI's taxonomy places the organism in Eukaryota, Metazoa, Platyhelminthes, Cestoda, Cyclophyllidea, Mesocestoididae. The record is from the annotation of a GenBank genome assembly.